AUGGAACGAAGGGUCAGUGGGCGAUUCCAGCUUGGCGGGAAGUCCACCUGGGUCUCUACACGAGCAAGAGGAGCUAGCGUAGGCGAAUUGGGAGGAAGAGAGGUUCCCCAAGUCGCACGACAGUUUGGAAACGGAGAAACCGCGGGCGACGAAUACACGAUCAAGAAGCGGGAGUCGGGAUCACGAGGGAGACAGGACGAGUAUUGGAAAGAGGCGUAUGUCGUGCGACCAAAGCGUGAGAAAUCGGUUCCUUGGGCCGAGGAUAAGGGCCGAGAGAGUGAAGCUGCGGCAGCGACUGGUAGCGAAUGGAAACCGGGGGAAGACGGAGGGUGUUUUCUCGACAAAGUGCGAUGGCCGGCGGGUCGAUUGCGAGAUAGAUAUUCAUCAAUCACGUCCACGGGCUGCUGGACGUCGUUGUGCGACUCGUCUCGAGAGGAGCGGGAUCGGGGGAGAUCGACGGCGGGGAGGAGGAAAAGCGAAACGGGCGUGCGGCGAGCGGGCGGCGAACGCACUUUUGAGCAGACACGCGAUCGAACGGCAGACGGGAUGGGCGAGAGGAGAGGAGAGGAGAGGAGAUGUAGCAAUGCGGCGGAUCGAGUGUGCUGUGCGGUUGAGAUGAGUAACAAGAGCCGGGAGAAAGUUUCUGGCGGAGAUGCGAUGGCAGUAAUGAUCUGGCUGCCCGUCUCACAUGCCGUCCAGACAGACACAUAUGAAAGCGUGCUCGAGAUGGCCCCCGAAGCCGCUGGUGAGCAGCAUCCAGUGCGCGCGACGGAUCUUGCCCGUCUGCCCCAGAUGCCACCCUGUCUUGUCCCGCCCGGCGGAUCAAUGGAGCUUCACGGCAGCCCCAGCAUGAGGAUUGCUAGAUUGCUGGAAGAGUUUUCUUUACCCAAGGGGUACUUCCCGCCGUCGAAUGGGAUGGGAUAA
This is a messenger RNA of Uncinocarpus reesii 1704, 924 nucleotides long. RefSeq lists its product as uncharacterized. The transcript has 3 exons. The record is from RefSeq and is a predicted model, not a curated record. NCBI's taxonomy places the organism in Eukaryota, Fungi, Ascomycota, Eurotiomycetes, Onygenales, Onygenaceae. Bases 1 to 924 code for a protein of 307 amino acids.